Australozyma saopauloensis is the source of this 1113-nucleotide messenger RNA. Its product is annotated as ubiquitin domain-containing protein DSK2. Bases 1 to 1113 code for a protein of 370 amino acids. NCBI's taxonomy places the organism in Eukaryota, Fungi, Ascomycota, Pichiomycetes, Serinales, Metschnikowiaceae. Gene Ontology annotation, molecular function: polyubiquitin modification-dependent protein binding. Gene Ontology annotation, biological process: ubiquitin-dependent protein catabolic process. The transcript has a single exon. Gene Ontology annotation, cellular component: cytosol. The record is from RefSeq and is a predicted model, not a curated record.
AUGUCCGUAAUUAACAUCAAAAUCAAAUCGUCGGGCGACAAAAAGUACGACGUCGAAGUCGACACCGACUCCUCUAUCGCCGAUCUAAAAGUCAUCAUUGCUGCUGCGCUGGAUAUUGCUCCAGAGUGUCAACGUCUUAUCUAUUCCGGUAAAGUGCUCAAGGAUGUCGAAACAGUAGCUUCUUACAAGAUCCAAGAUGGCCAUAGUGUUCAUUUGGUCAAGAGUAUGCAAAAGGCCGGUGGUGCCGCUGCUGCUGCUGCUACUUCUACAAGCAACGUGGGUGCCGCAAGUGGUGGAAACAGUGGAAACAGUGGAAGCAGUGCCAGUGGCGGUAAUUCUGGCAGUGGAGCUGUUUCUGGAGGUGCGGCUACAGGAAUUCCAUCCAAUAUCUCUGCUGGUCAAGGCUCCUACAACCCAUUGGCCGACUUGACCGGCGCAAGAUAUGCGGGUUAUGCGCAAUUGCCCUCCGCCUCUAUGUUUGGCCCCGACGGUGGAAUGGGUGCCUUCCAGGACCCUGAACAGCUUGAGCAGCUCCUUCUGCUGCCCCAAUUCCAGGAGCAGAUGAACGCAUUGAUGCUGAAUCCCCAGAUGAUGGACAUGUUGCUUAGUCAGAACCCACAAUUGCGCGACAUGAGCCCCGAGGCACGCCAGAUGUUGCAACCUAUGUUCCGUGAGAUGAUGUCGAAUCCAGAGAGUUUGCGCUCUAUCAUUAGUCUCAAUCGUGCCAUGAGCGGUGCUGGCGGUGCCGGUCUUGGUGGCCCUGGCUCUUUCCCUGCUCCCGGUAAUCCUUCUGGCGAAACAGACGCUUCUACUGGCUCUCAAGACGCUUCCGGUGCUUCUUCUGGUGCUCCUCCUAGCGCAUUCCCUGGUUUGCCCGGAUUUGGGCAAGGAGCUGGCGCAAACCCGUUCGCAAACUUCUGGGGACCAGCAGGUAACCCUGCUACUACUGCAGCAGCCGAUAACAGACCACCUGAAGAGAGAUACGAGGACCAAUUGCGCCAGCUCAACGAGAUGGGCUUCGCAGACUUCGACAUGAAUGUGGCAGCAUUGCGCCGUUGUGGUGGAAAUGUCCAGGGUGCAAUUGAGUACUUGUUGUCCUUGAGCAACUUCUAG